Molecule: messenger RNA, 957 nt
Organism: Bactrocera tryoni
Lineage: Eukaryota; Metazoa; Arthropoda; Insecta; Diptera; Tephritidae
Product: L-xylulose reductase
Exons: 3
Coding region: 163-888 (241 amino acids)
Biological process (GO): xylulose metabolic process; glucose metabolic process
Molecular function (GO): L-xylulose reductase (NADPH) activity; carbonyl reductase (NADPH) activity
Source: RefSeq, a predicted model, not a curated record
UUUUAAUUUAAAGCUUCUGUGCAUUAAUAUUAACUGCAAAUCAUCUAAAGGUACAGUGCUUAAAGUACUGCUGAUCAUUAUUCACAUUUUGGACUUAUCUGCGUAAAUUAUAAGUGUUAUCUCAGAGUGGACUAACUUAGGAUUUUUGUGAAUACAUUAGCAAUGUUGGCAAGUUUGGAAAGCAAAGUCAUCGUAGUAACAGGAGCUGGUCAAGGAAUUGGUAGAGCUUUAUGCCAGCAUUUGGCAGCAGCAGGCGCUAAAGUGAUUGCGCUUUCAAAGUCGGUGGAAAAAUUAGAAGAGCUUAAAAAUAUAUGUUCAACUGUGGAAACCAUACCAGUAGAUCUUAGAAAUUGGCAGAAUACACGGGAUAUUCUAUCGAAACUCCCACAAAUUGAUGGUUUGGUGAACAAUGCUGGCGUAGCAAUAAUCAAACCUUUCACUGAAUUGACAGAACAGGAUUUUGAUGACACAUUUGAUAUUAACAUCAAGGCAAUUUUCAACGUUACCCAAACACUUUUGCCGAAGCUCAAAAAAGGAUCGAGUGUAGUGAUGACAUCCUCAUUAGCUGCUUCUCGAUCAUUUCACGGUCAUGCUGUAUACAGUGCUACUAAAGCUGCUGUCGACUCAUUGACACGUUCAUUAGCCUUAGAGCUUGGACCCAAGCAAAUACGAGUAAAUUCCAUUAAUCCUACAGUAGUGCUAACACAAAUGGGACGUGAAAAUUGGAGUAAUGAAGAAAAAUCGGGUCCGCUUUUAGCACAUAUACCUCUCAAUCGCUUUUGCGAGGUGCAAGAAGUAGUCGAUGGAAUAGUCUACUUGUUAAGUAGUAACUCAAGUUUUGUAAAUGGACAUCAGUUAAACUUAGAGGGAGGUUAUUCGGUGUCUUAAAAUGGAUUUAUAAAAACAAAAUCUCUUAUUUUUUCAACAAGUAAAAAUUUCGUCUGAUUUAUAUUUAAA